Molecule: messenger RNA, 2123 nt
Organism: Striga asiatica
Lineage: Eukaryota; Viridiplantae; Streptophyta; Magnoliopsida; Lamiales; Orobanchaceae
Source: the annotation of a GenBank genome assembly
CUCUAAUGCAUCAAUCAGUGACCCCCCUAAAUAUUCAUUGCCUCAUAAACACACAAUUUCUCUGCAACUUUUAAUAUCUUUGUGGCCAGAAGAAAGAAGUUUCGCCUCGUAACCUCGCCGGCGAGAGAUCCGUUUUUUCUUCUGAGAGAUUGGCCAUGGCUUCGAAGCGGAUCUUGAAGGAGCUGAAGGAUCUUCAGAGGGAUCCUCCUACCUCUUGCAGCGCUGGUCCUGUAGCUGAGGACAUGUUCCACUGGCAAGCAACAAUCAUGGGUCCCCCAGAUAGUCCAUAUGCUGGCGGUGUUUUCCUUGUUGCCAUUCAUUUUCCUCCCGACUAUCCUUUCAAGCCUCCUAAGGUUGCUUUUAGGACAAAAGUUUUCCACCCAAAUAUUAACAGCAAUGGAAGUAUAUGCCUCGACAUAUUGAAGGAACAGUGGAGCCCUGCACUGACUAUUUCCAAGGUUCAUUCCUCUUUUCGCCAUAGUAACAAAAGUCCUAAAGUUUUCAAUAAGUCAACUCUAAUACGAUAUUUUCAAGACAUUAUAACUCAAUAUUUACCGUAAAUUGGAGGCACAUCUUUUCAAACUCUUUUUGUUGAUAAAGUGAUUUGGCAGCAUUCCUCCGUUAUUUAAAUUAAAACUACAAUACAUCUAAUUUUCUGUAUAUUAUUAGUUAUAACAGAAUUCUUUGGAGUUGUCUAUUUUUGAUUUUGUCCAGGAGUAUAAUACUCCAUAAAAUAUAAAUAUGUUUAUAUUGAUAGAUUUCUGAAUAAAUCGUGUACAAUAUCUUGCAGUCAAGUUUUGUUAUGUUACUAAGAAUGUGCCCAAGCAGUCCCUGAUACCUGCAUUAUGAGUUCUGAAGUCUAAACUGAACUAAUUCAACUGGGGUCACACUUUGACAUAUAGUCUCUAUAAAAAAUGGAUCCUUUCAUGUCAAUUUAUUGUUUCGAAUUAGGGCAUCCACAUCUCUUAACAUUCAUUCAAUCACAAUUUACACUCUCUCAUCCACAUCAUCUCCAAAACAUCUUUCCACUAAAUAUCUCUCCAUUUAAACACACACCCACAUUCAAUCAUUCAUUUAAAUACAAACAUAUGGGACCCAUUCUCCACACAUUCAAUACUAUUUUUAUAUUCUAUUCUUAAUAAAAAUAAAUAUAUUUUCUUAAUUAGAAUACUUAAUUUUAAAUGUUGAAAUUACACUCAAUAUUAUUAGAUUAAGAAAAAUAUAAAUUAAGAUUACAAAUGAAAAAUAGUAGAACAGGAAAAAAUAACUUUUAGUUGGAAGAAAAAUGAGUCCAAAUAUGUCCAACUAAGUCUGUACGAAGUUGGUGAUGCAUUGUAUUGUCUCGUAUCUCUGAACUUCUACGAAUAUAAUCUUCAAAUUCACCAUUUGAGUCCUGGACAAGUUGAAUUGAGGUGUAUUUAUUGGCAUAAAAAAGAAUGGAGGGAUAUAAAAUGUAAUUAUUGAUACAUAUUGAAAAAUCUGAUAUAAAUAAAAUUUGAAUUUAUCAAUAUUGAAAAGUGUGAUAUAGAUAAAAAAUAGAUUAUUAUAAAAGAAAAGAAAAUAAUAUAAAAUAAAAAUUGAUUUAAAACAAAAAAAAAGCAGCUAAACGCGUUCAGCUGCUUGAACGCACAAGGAGGACCCACUAUUUAAUGGAUGGCUACAUCCCUAUUAAACGCCACUUGCCAUUUAAAUGGGGUAAACAAACGCCCCACUGCUGAUGCUCUUAUACAUGAUAACUUCUUCCAAAUCCUAUUUUCCCAGGUGUUGCUUUCUAUAUGUUCUUUACUGACGGACCCGAACCCUGACGACCCAUUGGUACCCGAGAUUGCCCAUAUGUACAAAACUGACCGGUCCAAGUACGAGACUACUGCAAGAAGCUGGACUCAAAAGUAUGCUAUGGGCUAAUCUUGGGUUAGUCUUGUAAGAAGGUUAUGAGGCAGUUGGUGUUCUUAUACUAUAUUUGCUUCAAUACGGCCGCAUUUUAUGCAAGAAAGUCUUAACCUGUUUGUGGAAGUCUUUAAUCUGGACAAAAAUAGAGGGUGAAAGGUUAUCUUGUGUUACGACUCCUGUAACGUUUGUAGUUAUAUGUUUGAAUUGUUUUAUGCAAUUUUUAUUUUUUUUAA